Messenger RNA from Batrachochytrium dendrobatidis JAM81, 1264 nucleotides. RefSeq lists its product as uncharacterized. Gene Ontology annotation, molecular function: protein binding. Bases 28 to 1236 code for a protein of 402 amino acids. The record is from RefSeq and is a predicted model, not a curated record. NCBI's taxonomy places the organism in Eukaryota, Fungi, Chytridiomycota, Chytridiomycetes, Rhizophydiales. The transcript is spliced from 7 exons.
UGAGAUUCAAGUUUGAAUUAAACGAUAAUGAUGCAGACUGAUGGUAUGGGUCCGAAUAUAUCUACAGAUGAAGAUCACUUUUUCCAGAGUGAUUUGUCUUUGAAGCAACAGCUUGCUCGUAAGGAGAAGCAGAUUCAGUUUGGAUCAAAAGGGUUUCCUUUGCAACUACCUUCCAAAGUAUUGGCCAUGGAAUUGGUUCAGUGUUUGGAUCAAGACACAUCCAACCAAGAUAUAAAGGAAGGUGAAAGAGAGUGGAUUCCCAAGGGUGUAUGUGCUUAUGUUGGCGAGUCAGGUCAUGUUGCUCGCAAGAUAAACCUUCAGUCUGGAGCCAUGAUUCGAGUGUUUAAAGGACAUUCUGGUCCCGUCACUUCUUUAGCCAUUCUAUACGAUACAAAGGGUAAAGAUUCCAUCUUGUUCACUGGCUCUUGGGAUAAGACGAUCCGAAAAUGGAACACAGAGAAUGCAAACCAACUUUUUUGUAUUUCAUUCCACAAUGAUUUUGUCAAAAGUGUUUGUCUGUUUGGUGAUGUCUUGUACAGUGCAUCGACCGAUAAGACCAUUUGUCAGUGGGAUGGCAAUACAGGGAAACACGUUAAAACCAUGCGUGGACAUACUCGUGGUGUAGAAACCAUUCUUGUUACUCAAGAUGGAUCCACCUUGUUCUCUGCUUCGUCUGAUGGAUCUAUCCGAAAAUGGGAUACUGCAACAGGAAAAGAAGUUGCAGUGUUGAAUGGACACGAUACUUCUGUGUAUGGAUUAGCUCUAUCUGAAGAUGAAUCAGAAUUAUGGUCAGCCUCUGCUGACAAGACAGCACGUCGUUGGGAUCUUGAGACCAAUGCAUGCACAGCAACAUUUGAACAUCCAGACUUUGUUCGAUCAGUUCUGAUAGUAGAAGAUCAUGGUAUAGUGAUUACUGGAUGCCGUGAUGAAAACAUGCGAAUGUGGAACACGGCGACAGAUAAAUGUGUUAAAACCAUUGAAGCUCAUACAGGAGAAGUGUCAUCCAUCAAGUAUACAGGAAAACAUACUAUUUUGAGCGGAUCUUUAGACAACACAAUUCGGUUUUGGUCAAUCACGCAAGAACUCUCACAAGAACUUUUGACAAAACACUCGAACAAGACGGUAAAAACAGCGAGUUUAACUCAAGCCAGCAAGGAACGCGUGGAAUCAACAGCGUUAAUAUCCGAACAAGAAGAGCGUGAGCUAGCCGAACUGAUGGAAAAUGAAGAGAAAUAAAGUUGACCAUUUAAGUUGUCGGAUCUUG